UUUGUGUGUUAGUUCUUCUCAGUAGGGUUGCAGUAGAUAAUCGCCACGCACGCCACCGCCACCGCCACCGCCACCGCCACCGCCACCGCCACUGUUCUAAUCUCUCUCUCUCAGCGCAGCCCUUGAAUAGACUCUCCCCAUACCUUAAUCUCGAUUUCCCAACUUCUUCACGUCUCUCUCUCUCUCUCUGAAACAAUGGGCGCUUCUCUUCCUCCCAAAGAGGCCAACCUCUUCAAACUCAUCGUCAAAUCAUAUGAAACCAAACAGUAUAAGAAGGGCUUGAAAGCGGCAGAUGCUAUACUGAAGAAGUUUCCAGAUCAUGGAGAAACUUUGUCAAUGAAGGGGUUGACAUUAAAUUGCAUGGACCGCAAGGGAGAAGCAUAUGAACUUGUCCGGCUUGGACUAAAGAAUGACCUCAAAAGUCAUGUGUGCUGGCAUGUUUAUGGUCUCCUGUACCGGUCAGAUCGAGAGUACAGGGAGGCAAUUAAAUGUUAUCGAAAUGCUCUAAAGAUUGAUCCGGACAACAUUGAAAUAUUGAGAGACUUGUCACUCUUACAGGCACAAAUGCGUGACUUGGCAGGUUUUGUUGAAACAAGGCAACAAUUGCUGACUCUAAAACCAAAUCAUCGCAUGAAUUGGAUUGGAUUUGCUGUUUCCCACCAUUUAAAUUCAAAUGCUUCAAAAUCAAUUGAUAUCCUUGAAGCAUAUGAGGGGACACUUGAGGACGAUUACCCACCAGAUAAUGAACGUUGUGAACAUGGGGAAAUGUUGUUAUACAAGAUUUCAUUGAUGGAAGAAUGCGGAUUUCUUGAGAGAGCUCUUGCGGAGAUGCACAGAAAAGAGUAUAAAAUUGUUGAUAAACUAUCUUUAAAGGAACAAGAAGUUUCGCUUCUUGUGAAGCUUGGUCGCCUAGAAGAUGGUGAAAAAUUGUAUAGAGUGCUGCUUUCCAUGAACCCUGACAAUUACAGAUAUUAUGAAGGGCUACACAAGUGUGUGGGUUUACUAUCAGAAGGUCACCACUAUUCGUCUGAUGAGAUUGGUAGGUUGGAGGCCUUGUACAAAUCACUGGGGCAGCAAUACAGUCGUUCAUCUGCUGUUAAGAGAAUACCACUUGAUUUUCUAAAUGGUAAAAAGUUCCUUGAGGCAGCCGAUAAUUAUAUUAAGCCUCUCCUGACGAAGGGAGUUCCUUCACUAUUCUCCGAUCUUUCUCCUUUGUAUGAUCACCCUGGCAAGGCAGACAUGCUAGAGCAACUGAUUCUUGAAUUGGAGCAUUCAGUUAGGACUACUGGUGGAUACCCUGGGAGGACGGAGAAGGAGCCCCCUUCAACAAUGCUGUGGACUUUUUUCUAUUUGGCUCAGCACUAUGACAGACGGGGCCAAUAUGAUAUUGCCCUUGCUAAAAUUGAUGAAGCUAUUGAACAUACUCCAACUGUGAUUGAUUUAUACUCCGUCAAGGGCCGGAUAUUAAAGCAUGCUGGUGACUUGGUAGCGGCUGCUGCUCUGGCAGAUGAAGCUAGGUGUAUGGAUCUUGCAGAUCGCUAUGUAAAUAGUGAAUGUGUUAAACGAAUGCUGGAAGCUGAUCAGGUGUCGCUGGCAGAGAAGACAGCUGUGUUGUUCACAAAAGAUGGAGAUCAGCACAAUAACCUUCAUGACAUGCAGUGCAUGUGGUAUGAACUCGCUUCUGGAGAAAGUUACUUCCGUCAAGGUGACCUUGGACGAGCUUUGAAAAAAUUCUUAUCUGUGGAGAAGCAUUAUGCAGAUAUCACUGAAGACCAAUUUGAUUUCCACUCUUACUGCUUAAGAAAGAUGACUUUGCGAACCUAUGUAGAAAUGCUGAAAUUUCAAGAUCGACUACAUUCACAUGAUUAUUUUCGCAAAGCUGCAGCUGGAGCUAUCAGGUGCUACAUAAAACUGUAUGAUUCACCGUCAAAGUCAGCGGCUGAAGAAGAUGAUGAAAUGUCAAAGUUACCUCCUUCUCAGAAGAAGAAAAUGAGGCAAAAGCAGAGGAAGGCAGAAGCUCGAGCUAAGAAAGAGGCAGAAGUAAAAAAUGAAGAAACAAAUGUUAGUGGUGUCUCUAAGUCUGGAAAACGACAUGUUAAACCAGUAGAUCCUGAUCCAAAUGGGGAGAAGUUGAUGCAGGUUGAAGAUCCGCUGCUGGAAGCUACAAAGUACUUGAAGCUGCUUCAGAAGCACUCUCCUGACUCCUUGGAGACACACUUGCUUUCUUUUGAACUAAAUAUGAGAAAGCAAAAAAUUCUGCUCGCCUUGCAGGCUGUAAAGCAACUUCAACGGUUGGAUGCUGAAAACCCAGACUCACAUCGCUGUUUGAUAAGAUUCUUCCAUAAGGUGGGGGCUGUGCCUACUUUAGAGACUGAUGCUGAAAAACUUAUUUGGGCUGUCUUAGAAGCAGAGCGGCCUACUUUCAGUCUGUUGCACGAGAAAUCUCUUAUCGAGGCAAACACCCUUUUCCUUAAAACGCAUAAAGACCCCUUGAUGCAUAGAGCAGCAGUUGCAGAAAUUCUAUUUGUUUUGGAUCGUUGCAAGAAGGCCGAUGCCAUCAAAUUAAUAGAAGAUUCAUCCAACAACCCGGUGUCAACAAAUGGAGCACUUGGGCCAGUCGGGAAAUGGAAACUCGAAGAGUGCAUUGCAGUUCAUAAACUUCUUGGGACAGUUUUGGAUGACCCCAAUUCUGCAUCGAGAUGGAAAGUGCGAUGUGCUGAGUACUUCCCAUACUCCACAUACUUUGAAGGCAAACGCAGCUCUGCCAUCUCAAACUCAACUUAUAACCAGAUACGCAAGAACCCUGAAAAUGGUGGUGCAACCCAUCCGGAUGCAAGUCAUGGUGCGGAUUAUAUUUCUUCGAACGGAGAGCUGGACAAAAUCGAGGCAUUGAACGACCUUGUCAUCCAUUAAGGUAUCGUAAAUGGUUUACCUUUUUUGGUUGCUAAAGCUGUACAAAUCCAUUCCACAGCUUAUAAAAUAUACCCGGAUGAAAGGAGUGGAAGACAGCUAACCAUGGAAGGCCAUUUCGAGGUUGAGAUUGAGUUUUCUUUUCCCCAGAUCAACCUCCACCGGAUUCUGGAAAUGCAUAUUCCUUUGGCAAAAUGUGUAUAAUUUACAAACAAUUGUGUUUCUAAGUUGUAGAAUACUCUAUUUUGCUUGCUUUUUUUUGGUGAGAUCCUGGACAAGAAAGAGGUUCUUAGGGUUUUGCAGGACCGCAACGUUUGAGUUGAGGCUGAAGGGAGGAGAAGAGAAGUUUAUUUUGAUUACUGGUCCAAUACAGGGUCAGAGCAGAGACAAAUAGCACCCCAACAGAGUUGAUGAUCUCCAGAGCAUGUUGUACUUGGCCCAUUUCGUUGACCAUUAUUUAUGAGAUGUAUAAUUUGCUAAUAUUAUCUUACAAAAUUUUGGCAUGAAAUCAUACAAUAACCAGUUGAUAUUGCAGCAAUGAUCAGGUUCUCUC
Messenger RNA from Camellia sinensis, 3463 nucleotides. The record is from RefSeq and is a predicted model, not a curated record. NCBI's taxonomy places the organism in Eukaryota, Viridiplantae, Streptophyta, Magnoliopsida, Ericales, Theaceae.